Molecule: messenger RNA, 1162 nt
Organism: Lolium perenne
Lineage: Eukaryota; Viridiplantae; Streptophyta; Magnoliopsida; Poales; Poaceae
Product: MADS-box transcription factor 5
Biological process (GO): positive regulation of transcription by RNA polymerase II
Cellular component (GO): nucleus
Molecular function (GO): DNA-binding transcription factor activity; RNA polymerase II transcription regulatory region sequence-specific DNA binding; protein dimerization activity
Source: RefSeq, a predicted model, not a curated record
UCAAACGGCUACACAAAAUCUUAGAGCAUCUACGUACCCCAAGACAGAGGUGAAAGGGAAGGAGCAACCCCAAGACAGAUAGACGUACCGUACGUGCAUGUGUAGGGUAGCAACCACACUAAUUUACAUCCAUCUACUCAUCCAUCCAUCUUAGCAUAUCAUAAAGAGAGGGAAAGUAGCACUGCUAGUCCUCGGCUUGGUAGUGCUAUCUGAGUAGGGAGAAGGAGCAGGGAGAAGAAGAGAGAGAUCUAGAGAGAGACUAGGUCAGGCGAAAGGGCUGGCCGGCAAGCAGCUAGGAAGGAAGGAUGGGUCGUGGUAAGGUUGAGCUGAAGCGGAUCGACAACAAGAUCAGCCGGCAGGUGACGUUUGCCAAGCGCCGGAACGGGCUGCUCAAGAAGGCGUACGAGCUGUCGGUGCUCUGUGACGCCGAGGUCGCCCUCAUCAUCUUCUCCACCCGCGGCCGCCUCUUUGAGUUCUCUACCUCAUCAUGCAUGUAUAAGACGCUUGAGAGGUACCGCAGCUGCAACUACAACUCCAAAGCAACAGCAACUCCGGAGACUGAAUUAAGCAAUUACCAAGAGUAUUUAAAGAUGAAGACAAGAGUUGAGUUCCUACAGACAACUCAGAGAAAUCUUCUUGGUGAAGACUUGGGCCCACUUAGCAUUAAGGAGCUUGAGCAACUUGAGAACCAAAUUGAGAUAUCUCUCAAAAAUAUAAGGUCGACAAAGAGCCAGCAGUCACUUGAUCAGCUCUUUGAGCUCAAGCGUAAGGAACAACAACUGCAAGAUGUUAACAAAGACUUAAGAAGGAAGAUACAAGAAACUAGUGCAGAAAAUGUGCUGCAUAUGUCUUGCCAGGAUGUUGGACCUAGUGGGUCUAGUGGACAGGCUAAUCAAGCGAACGAGCAGGAACUAUUUCACUCUGCAGUUUGUGACCCGACUCUGCAUAUAGGGUUUCAUCAAUCUUACCUGGAUCAACUGAACAAUAACUGAGUGAAUGGUUUAGGUGACUCCUUAGCGGGGACAUCUAGCUUAUAUUAGCCUAUUGUGUACUAAUCAAGAGGUCAAGUUGUAUGUUAUUAUGAACUGUAAGUGAACUAUCUAAGUGUGCCGGAUGCUAAAUGAACACAGUUUCUCAGUUUUAAUUAACUAUCUACUGAAAA